UCAAAAUGUUUAUUUCACGGUAACUUAUUAAAAUUUCAGUUUCAAUCAUUCUUAACAUUACCACAACCUUGAUACAAUCCUUACGUUCUAUCCAAUGGCCCAUUACUUGAGUACAGGCAAAAAAAAGACAGGGGAAAAGAGUCGUUACGCCAUCAACAUGUCCGACUUGGGCACCUUUAAAUUGAUCAACGGCCUCGGCCAACGGUACUUCGACGUGCUCUCCCAAAACCUUGACGACAUUCACCAACUGGACACGACGUCGGGCGAGAUGGAAUCGAACGGUACCGUACUGAACAGAUCGAUCCAAUUAGCAGAGUCGCUGACGAAGCGGGGCGUCAAAGAGGGCGACAUAGUGGUGAUAAGCAGCAGGUCUCACAGCGACGAGACCAUCGUGAUCCUGGCGUGUCUGUUCAUCGGCGCCAUCUUGGCGCCCAUCGACAUGGACGCGGUGUACAACGACUGGAUCGCCCUGAUCGGCAAACUCCGACCCAAAAUAGGCUUCUGCGAUCUCCGUGCCGUCAGUCAACUGGACCGAUCGCUGAUCCUGUUCGGCCUCAGCGGCGAGAUCGUGGUCUUCGGCGACCUGAACAUCGGCAACAAAACGUUGUUCUCCACCAUGUUCCUUGAUCCACCCAAUCAGCAGUUCACGCCUGUGGACAUAGCCGAUCCGUCCAACCAAAUUGCCUUCAUUUUGCCCACGCAGGGCACGGCGGGACCCAUGAAGCUGGUCUGUCUGUCCCACCUCAACGUCCUGGUACGCACGAUGUUGCUGAUCGAGGUGAUGGGCCGACCGCAGCGCCUCCUCUCCUACUACACCCUGCCGUACGGGAUGCAGUGCAUGGUGAUUUGUGCGUCGUUCGAAAGCAACAUCACCAGGUUCAUGCCGGGGGCGUUCAACGAAAGGAACUGCUGUAAAAUUAUCCACGACCUGCACAUAGACCUGAUGAUCUUGAACACCCAGUACUGCAGGUUGCUUUGUCGUAACGUCGCGAUAAAGGACUUCGAUUUGUCGUCUUUAAAGAAGGUGAUAAUCGGCGGAACGUACACGGGCAAAGAAGACUUGGUCCACUUCAACGGUACUUUGCCCACGGUGCAGUUCAUUCAGGUUUACAACUUGCAAGAGACUGGCAUUAUAGCUGCGACGCCGAUAAGAGAGUACCAGGAUUCUAUGAAGAAGCUCAUGUCUUGCGGCAAAAUCCUUCCGUUUUCCAAAGUUAAAAUCGUUGACAUCAACACCGGUGAGGAACUGGGACCCAGACACAUGGGCCACAUAUAUUUUAGUGGGGAAAGUCUGAUGCUGGGUUACCUGACGAAGAGGACGUCCAUCAAUUUCAUGAAGCAAGACUAUUUCAUGACCGAAGAUGUGGGGAAGUUCGACGAACAGGGUUGGUUGUACCAAGAAGGUAGGCUUGAGGAUGUGGUUACGGGGCUGGAUAAUUCAGGUUAUAGGUUUACUGUAAGGGAAGUGGAGGGAAUUAUUAAAGGGUACGCCAUUGUCCUUGAUGCAGUUGUUAUUGGUAACGAAACCGACAUUGUGUGCUGUGUUGUAAAAAGACCGGACUCAAACUUACAGAUUGAUAAGCUGAAGACCUUCGUCGACGCCCGAUUGCCACCAUACAAAAGGCCCAGCAAAUAUUUGAUUUACGAUUCAUUUCCUAUGACUUCUUUGGGGAAAAUUAAGCGGUACAUUUUGCGUGAGGAGGUGUUCCAUAUAAAAUUAUGUGUGGUGGACAGUUUGGCGGAGAUAUACAUUCCAAUGUAAAUUUUUGACAUUUCUAAACAUAACCAAAC
Aethina tumida (small hive beetle) is the source of this 1791-nucleotide messenger RNA. Its product is annotated as luciferin 4-monooxygenase-like. The record is from RefSeq and is a predicted model, not a curated record. Gene Ontology annotation, molecular function: long-chain fatty acid-CoA ligase activity. Lineage: Eukaryota; Metazoa; Arthropoda; Insecta; Coleoptera; Nitidulidae. Bases 95 to 1762 code for a protein of 555 amino acids. The transcript has a single exon. Gene Ontology annotation, biological process: long-chain fatty acid metabolic process; fatty-acyl-CoA biosynthetic process.